Messenger RNA from Theobroma cacao (cacao), 2649 nucleotides. RefSeq names its product Protein kinase superfamily protein (gene NCRK). Gene Ontology annotation, biological process: protein phosphorylation. Gene Ontology annotation, molecular function: ATP binding; protein kinase activity. NCBI's taxonomy places the organism in Eukaryota, Viridiplantae, Streptophyta, Magnoliopsida, Malvales, Malvaceae. The record is from RefSeq and is a predicted model, not a curated record.
UUCGUUCUCGUUCUUAUCUUUUUUUAACCGUUGCCAAAUUGGCAAAAGCUCUGAACUUUGUCUAACUUUAUCAAUUUUUACAAAGAACCCAUUAAUCCUGAAGGAAAAUGGUUGAGAAGUCAUUUUCGUGUUGGCAAAUGGGUAGCUUUCAGAGAGGUGGUUGAUGGGUUUGUUUUUCUGUUUCUAUUCCAGUUUCUGAAUGCUUCUGCAUAUUCAAAACCUUAUCAGUCUCUGUCUAUUUCUUUUUAAAUGUGCUGUUACAUGUUUCUUCUUCAUUGCAAACUCCUUUUUCUUUUUUCAACUUAAUAACUACUGAAAUGUGGUUGGUAUUCAAGCAUUUAAGAGCAAUGAAUUAUCCAUUCUUCUGAGCUUCCUCAGGAGGUUAUGCUGUCCAGUUUAACACUCAGAGUCGAGGCAUUUAAGAUCAGGGAAAUUUGAACAGUUGUGCGUGGCCACUAAUGAAGUGCUCAAAUUGGAAGAAAUGAAGCUCGAGGUGGAAGUUUCUCUUGCUUUUGUCAUUAGCUUGAUUUGGUUUCAGCAUGGUCUUUGCGAUGAACUUUCUAAUACAUCAGGCGUAAACAACUGGACAUGCACAUGCUCUUCCUUAAAUCAGGGAAACCAGACCUCUGUUCUUAAAUCUAACUGUUCAAGAUCCUGUGAUUGCAGUCCAGUUGAACCAAGUGGAGAUAGGUGGACAUGUUUAUGUGCUACUGAUGGAUUGCCUAAAGUAGCAGUCAACAAUCAUGAUACUACGUGUUUUACCGCCUGCAACUGCACUGCUGGAUCUCUUCCUCAGGCACCAGCUUCAAGAAAUCACUACUCUAACAGAGUUGUUGUGAUUAUUCUAUUACUCUCUGUCAUUCUCACAACACUGGCAUUUCUUGCUUCAGUAACAUGCUAUUUCUGUCGAAAGGACAAGUGCGCGAAGUGCCCUAUCCAACCACCAAUAUUCUCAUCAGAUAAAGAAACAAGUUGCAAUAGUGCUACCAACUUGAUAAGUCAUAAGACUUCUUUGGUGUCAGAAACUAUAGUUAACGUCAGCUUCCCUACUAAACCUGUUGCGGGAUGCUUUCAAAAGGCUUCAUUCCUUUGUCGGGGAAAAAAAGGGACUAUACUUGGAACAAUUUGCCAGUUCGCCUACUCUGAACUGGAAAAUGCAACCAAUAAGUUCUCCAAUUCCAACCUUAUAGGACUUGGAGGAAGUAGCUUUGUGUACCGGGGCCAGCUUAAGGAUGGAAGAAUUGUUGCAGUCAAGCGACUUAAACUUCAAGGAGGCCCUGAUGUAGAUUCCAUCUUUUCAACAGAGGUCGAGCUGUUGUCAAGGCUACAUCACUGUCAUGUGGUGCCCUUGCUUGGCUACUGUUCAGAAUUCAGCGGGAAACAUGCUGAGAGGCUACUGGUAUUUGAAUACAUGCCUAAUGGUAAUUUGAGGGAUUGUUUGGAUGGGAAUUUGGGGGAGAACAUGACCUGGGAAACUCGUGUUGGUAUUGCUAUUGGUGCUGCAAGGGGCUUGGAAUAUCUUCAUGAAGCGGCUGCUCCUAGAAUAUUGCAUAGAGAUGUAAAAUCCACAAAUAUUCUUCUGGACAACAACUGGAGAGCUAAAAUAACUGAUCUUGGUUUGGCCAAACAUGUAAGAGCUGAUGGAGUUCCCAGCUGUUCCAGUUCUCCAGCAAGAAUGCAAGGCACUUUUGGCUAUUUUGCCCCUGAAUAUGCAAUUGUUGGAAAAGCCUCACUUAUGUCAGAUGUAUUCAGUUUCGGCGUAGUUCUUCUGGAACUGAUCACUGGUCGGCAACCCAUCCAGGAAUCAAACAAUAAAGAAGAAAGUCUUGUUAUAUGGGCUACCCCUCGUUUACAGGAUAGUAAGCGAGUGACCUCAGAGUUACCUGACCCACGUUUAAAAGGGAAUUUUCCAGAAGAAGAGAUGCAGAUAAUGGCUUACCUAGCAAAGGAGUGCUUGCUGUUAGACCCUGACGCUCGACCAACAAUGAGUGAGGUUGUGCAAAUCCUCUCAACUAUUGCACCAGAUAAAUCUAAAAGAAUGAAUAUCCCUGUAAAUUUUUUCCAGAUGUCAUCAGCCCAUAACGUGAAGAAUGAAGCUCUUGUAGAGAGACAUCAAAGCGUAAUUGAGGCUUUAUAUGAUACAGAGGAGCAUAUGCCAGCUGCGUCUAUUAGUUCAGCUGAGAGCUCACCGCCAUUAAGUACAGAUGGUAUUGAAAUUAUCGGCAAAGAAAUAGGUCCCCUUCCUGCUGAGUGUAUGGAGAGGCUGAUCCUUUUGAGUUCCAAUGCUAGGAGUUGGCGUGUCAAUGAUGAUGAAGCAGUAGACUUAACAGAGCCUCGGUUUGAAUCAUUCCGCAUGGCAAAUGUUAAGUCCCCCUGAGAAGAACCCAUCCAACUGACAGGAUUAACACAUUUUGCACAAGUUUGCUUUGGUUGGUUUCUGCUGUGUACUCUAAGAAAGGAACAUCAUAUAGGGAGUAGGUUUUUGAGAAAAUAUCCAUUUGAUUUUUUGUUUGUUGUGGGGGGUUGUCUUGAAGAAUAGGCCACACACAGGUUGUGUUAGUACUAGGUCAUAGUUUUUCCUUUAUCGCGUUUCAUGCAUUUGUACAGAAAAUUUAUACAAAAUUAAUAAAAAAAAUCAAAUCAACUGAA